UCAAAGUAAUGUGCUAGUCUGCGAGCAACAAUCAACAAUACUUUGCUGCCCAACAGGCGCUCGAGGACCGAGGUAAAGGGAAACCAAACACCGGUGAAUUCCCUUGAAGAUUUGACAAAGGAUUAGCUAGCUACAAGAGAUAGUAUGGACAAAGAGGAGCAGUUUGUCAACAUCGACCUAAAUGACGACAACAUCUGCAGUGUCUGCAAGCUAGAGACUGACACAGGGACCAUGUCCUUCUGCCACGUCUGCUUUGAGCUCAGCAUCGAAGGUGUGUCUCAUGCCACCCUCCUGCACACCAAAUCCCUACGGGGCCACCGGGAGUGUUUUGAGAAGUACCACCUCAUCGCCAACCAGAAGCUGUCCCGCUCCAAGGUCUCCCGCAGUGCCUACGAGGGCAUGAAGCUGGCCCUGACCCAGAAGAUCAGCCGCAUCGUGCAGUACACCCAGAACAAAGACUCUGUCAGCUCAGAGGGAGGUCCUGGCCGCCGGGGUGGCAAGCACCAGCUCCUUUGCUACAGCCAGAAUGGAGACCGUAAACUACUACCCCAGUCGGACGCCCAGGUGCCUCGCUACACCCCACGCUGGAACCAGGAGACGGGGGCAGGAGGGCUGCCGGACUACGCCAUGGGCAUGCUGGAGUGCCACUCGGCCGAGGAGCUGGGGCUACUGGAGGACGAGCAUGGCCUCGGGGCCCUGUGGGGGGCCACGGUGAGGAGGGGCCUUCAUCACCACAGCCAGUCUUCUGGAGGAGACCACCAGACACUGCACUCAAACAAUGGUCACAGCAGAGACGAGUUGAUUAAAAUGAGUGUUGACGAGCUCCACCAGCUGAACGGGCAGCUGCUGCUACAGAUUCAAAAGGUGUUUGAGGAGCUCACGGUGGCUUUACAGGAGAAAGACUCACUGGCGUCGGAACUGCAUGUUCGCCAUAUCGCCAUUGAGCAGCUCUUCAAGAACUGUGACAAGCUGCCCUGGCUGCAGAUCAGCCGGGCCGGGUCCGGGGUCAAGGCCAGCAGCAACACCCCCGUGGAGUGAGGGGAGUCUGGGGGUACCUACCUGGCUGGUGACUGCCUCUCUCAGGGGGCUGGCUGUCUCACUCCCAGGGCUACAGACAGACAGGAUGGCCACUGUGGCCCGUGCCUUUUGUAUUGUGAAAGACUUGUUGCGUGGUUUGGUUUGUCCCAGAGGAGUGAGGAAUGGACAUGGCCUCCUCUCAUCUGGCGCUCCAAGGCUUUCUGACUGCAGCACUUGAAGAAGGGGCUUAGAGAAAGGCAAUAAAAUUAAAGGAUCUUGGGAUCCACUGACUUCCACUGGGAACUGUGGGUUGUUGAGCCUCGCUGUCGGUGGACCUGUUGCCUAUGCAGACAAAGUAUUUUUUAAAGAAUACCUAUUCAGAUGUAUUUGAUACAGAGUGACAUGAGCGAGAUCUUGUUUGCAUACUGGUAAUUGCCAAAGUCAAGGAAACGCUUGAAAUAAAGUAUAUUGAAAGCAGGCAGGGCUCUAAAAUGCGACCAAUUUGGUCGCAUAUGCAAUGAAAUAUUUUGCUGUGCGACCAGGAGUUUUAUUUUGGGAGCACUGUGCGACUAUUAAAAACAUCUCCCAGAUAAUAAUUGUUGUAAUGACAAGGCUUUGCUGUACCGUUGUUUCCGAGUGCCCUAGAGAAACAAGCGUGUGCAGAUUCGUUAGCAUCAUGGUUGCACUAUUACUACAGCGAAAACGGCUUGCUUCUAGCUCAACCAGGUCAAAAGAUCUGAACCAUUUUACCGGCGCAACAUUUUUAUCUUCCUAUAGCGGUUCGCCGGGACCGCAUUUUAGAUUCUAAAACUACUCACGCGUCGACGUUGUUAACCAUUUGUUUACACUUUGUUCAGUCAUGUUACCUCAUUGGCUAGCUAGCUAACAACCUGGUUACCAGCAUAUCCAAACAUUUGGGGGAACAGAAAGAAAGGAAAAGGGGUAGCUUCUUCAGGAGAUCAAUGAUCAUAGCAAUGAACAAAUGACAGAUCUCUUGCAUGUCAUCACAAACCUGACGUUUUUAAAGAGACAGUGUACAAUUUUCUAUGUAAUGCAUCUCAAUAGGAAAAUGCUGCCUAUACACAAUAUGUAGAAACCUAAUAUUCCACAAAUUACUUUAAUUUCAAUGACAGGUAUUCGUAUCAACAUUUUGGCUUUUAUAAUAAACAAAUGUAUUUACAGUGUUACAUAUUAGUUUCUAGGGCACAAGGUGCUUCAAAAGUAGCUAGAAUUCAUAGGCUGCAUUUACACAGGCAGCCCAAUUCUGAUAUUCUUUUCACUAAUUGGU
Coregonus clupeaformis (lake whitefish) is the source of this 2305-nucleotide messenger RNA. RefSeq names its product protein EURL homolog. The coding region runs from base 145 to 1038 and encodes 297 amino acids. The record is from RefSeq and is a predicted model, not a curated record. The transcript has 5 exons. Lineage: Eukaryota; Metazoa; Chordata; Actinopteri; Salmoniformes; Salmonidae.